CAGACGGUCAACUGAGGGAAGAUUUUAAUUUUGCUAUAAAAAAAAAUAGAAUCAGAGAAUCAUUUUAAGAAAUGUCACCUAAGUGGAGUUUUGCUUUAUGUCUGGUACUCUGGAGCAGCUGCUGGGCCACCAGUCCAACUCAGGACACAUUCAUGAACAGAGCCAAGGCUCUGAUGGCCGGGACACCGCUCAUCGAUGGUCAUAACGACCUGCCUUGGCAGCUACGAAAGCAAUUUAAUAACCAGCUCAACAAGGUGGAUCUUAACACACUGAAUACAACCCACACCAACAUCCCAAAGGUCAGAGAGGGGCUGCUCGGUGCACAGUUCUGGUCGGCCUAUGUACCCUGUGACACGCAGUACAAAGAUGCUGUCCGACAAACUCUGGAGCAGAUAGACGUGGUCCACAGGAUUUGUUCAAAAUAUCCAGACACCUUCCAGUUUGCCACCACCAGUGAAGAGAUCAAGGAGGCCUUCAAUUCGAAGAAGGUCGCCAGUCUGAUCGGGGUUGAGGGUGGCCAUUCCAUCGACAGCAGCUUAGCGACUCUGCGCAUCAUGUACCAUAUGGGUGUCCGCUACUUGACACUCACACACUCCUGUAACACACCUUGGGCUGACAACUGGCUUGUCGACACCGGAUCAGAUCCAUCUGAGAAUGAUGGCCUCUCUGAUUUUGGCAAGCAACUUGUAAAGGAAAUGAACCGUCUGGGGAUGCUCAUUGACUUGGCUCAUGUGCCUGUAAAAGUAAUGCACCAGGUCUUAGACAUGUCCGAAGCUCCUGUUAUCUUCAGCCACUCCUCUGCAUAUUCUAUCUGCGAACAUAAGAGAAACGUGCCCGAUGAAGUCCUCCGUAGAGUGGCUGAAACCGAAGGCGUUGUGAUGGUGAACUUCUACAAUGACUACGUCACGUGUAGCAAGACGGCCAGCCUCUCAGAUGUUGCUGAUCACUUUGACCAUAUCAAGAAGGUUGGUGGUGCAGGAAUUGUUGGUUUUGGUGGGGAUUAUGAUGGAGUCACCAGGGUUCCUGAGGGUUUGGAGGACGUAUCCAAAUAUCCUCAUCUGGUGGCUGAGCUUCUGAGGAGAGGCUGGACUGAUCAGGAAGUUAAAGCUGCUCUUGGAGAAAACCUCCUCCGAGUCAUGAAGAAGGCUGAGGAGGUCAGUACAAGUAUGUCUGCUAACCUCCCAGAUGACGUUCCUAUUCCAUACGAGGAUGUGAUGAACCCCUGCAGGACAAGCUAUGGCUACUCUGACCCCAACUCAGGAGCUGUUCAUUCACUCAGCAAACUGACCCUUCUGCUCACAUUUGCUUUACAGGCUGUUAUAACACUGAGAGCUUAAUAAGCUCCUCAGCAGAGCCAGUUCAUUAAAACAGCAAAUCUUGAACAUCAGAAAUUAAAGCCCUUGUUUCUUUGCAGUAGUGAUUUUUUGCUCUAUUCUCUGUUCUGUUUGUUGCUUCAUCUUCAUCUGUUCUAUGAGACAUAUGAGUUACUUAACUAAUGCUCAAAGCUAAAGCUCUGACUUCCCAUCCACCAUGAAAUAAUCAAAGGAUCAGUCUGCUUAUUAUAGACAAGUGUUUGUUUUUCUUUUUCUAUUCUCAGGGAGUUUAUCAGACAUAACAGUUAAUCCAUUAAAUGAAAGAGUUCUCAUGUGAACAAAUGGCUCCAUCUAGUGUUCUCAAAUAGCAACUACAAUACAAGUUAUAUGAACCACUUGGCAGGU
Molecule: messenger RNA, 1718 nt
Organism: Cyprinodon variegatus (sheepshead minnow)
Lineage: Eukaryota; Metazoa; Chordata; Actinopteri; Cyprinodontiformes; Cyprinodontidae
Gene: dpep1
Product: dipeptidase 1 (renal)
Exons: 10
Coding region: 72-1337 (421 amino acids)
Biological process (GO): proteolysis
Molecular function (GO): metallodipeptidase activity
Source: RefSeq, a predicted model, not a curated record